Messenger RNA from Ectocarpus sp. CCAP 1310/34, 3165 nucleotides. NCBI's taxonomy places the organism in Eukaryota, Phaeophyceae, Ectocarpales, Ectocarpaceae. The record is from the annotation of a GenBank genome assembly.
AUGCCUUCGUCGUUGCCCUCAGCCAAGCUUGCGAUGGAAAACAGUGGUACACGUCGACGAAGGAACUGCAGCUGGCGUCUCUACAUCCCGAUUGACGUGUUAAGCGAAGUUGAGCUCUUGCUCUUUGGGGACAUCUUCAACGACAGUGUUGACGCCGUGGCGUGGCCAAGUCAGCUGAAGAGGAUAAAAUUUGGGUGGUCGUUCAACCGCCCUAUCACAGAGCCCGCAUGGUCCGCAUCGCUGCGGCAGCUGGAGUUCGGACGUAAUUUUAACCAGGAUAUUGAAGUGGUAAAGUGGCCUCCGUUGCUGCAACAGCUCAUUUUCGGGGAUUGCUUCAACCAGCCCAUUUCCAGUGUCGCUUGGCCGAUGUCACUUCAGCAUCUCUCGUUCGGUAAGAGAUUCAACCAGCCCAUUGAAGCAGUGACUUGGUCUUCUUCUCUGCUAUAUCUGAGGCUUGGGAUGGCCUUCAACCACCCGGUUGAAGGAGUAACGUGGAAUGCUUCACUGCAGCAUCUCGUUUUCGGGUGCAACUUCAAUCAACCAAUCAGAGGAGUCAAAUUCCCUACUUCUCUGCAGCAGCUGUGUCUCGGGUGUUGUGACUUCAACCAGCCCAUUGAAGGAAUUGCGCUGCCAGCGUCACUGACGCAUCUCACCUUCGGGAAAGAGUUCGAUCAGUGUAUCGACGACGUAUUAUGGCCUGGAUCGCUGCAGGAGCUCACGUUUGGAAGGUCGUUCAACCAAAGCAUCGUACCGGUCCAACUCCCUGCAUCGCUUCAACAGCUUACGUUCGGUUCUGGCUACAAACGAUGGGUCGAGGAGGUGGUCUGGCCCUCGUCGCUGCAACGCUUGGAGUUUGGAGACGGCUUCAAUAUGCCCGUUGAAGACAUUUCCUUGCCGGCAUCACUGCAGCAGCUCACGUUUGGGGAAUCGUUCAACAGGUGGUUACCACGCGCUGGGUGGCCUGCUUCACUGCGCCGCGUGAAAUUCGGGUACAGGUUUAACAAGCCGAUUUCCCUCGUCUCGUGGCCAUCUGCUCUGGAAGAAAUGGAAUUUGGGAGUGAAUUUGACCAGCCGAUUGACGAAGUGGCGCUUCCUCCCUCACUGCGGAGAUUAAACCUCGGGCAGUCCUUCAACCGCGCAAUCGAAAAAGUUUCAUGGCCUUCGUCUCUGCAGCAGAUCUCGUUAGGUACCCGUUUCAACCAACCGAUAGCACAAGUUGGUUGGCCACCAUCGCUCGAGCAGAUAUCCUUCGAGGGCGAUUUCGGCGGGGGAGAUUUCGACCAGACGAUUGAAGACGUGGCACUACCUGCCUCGCUGCGGAUACUAAAACUUGGCGGUUCCUUCAACCAACCGAUUAAAGGAGUCACGUGGCCCACGUCCUUUCAGCGGCUGGAGGUCGGGUGGAAGUUCAACCAAGCGCUUGAAGGCAUCAUAUGGCCAGCAUCUCUGCAGCAGUUCACCGUCUUGGGUGCAUUCAAUCACCCAAUAGAACGAGUGAAGUGGCCGGAAUCUGUGCUGAAAUUGGCGUUUGGCUACGAUUUCAACCGCAGCAUACUUGGUGUCGUGUGGCCGUCGUCGCUUCACGAGCUCAAAUUUGGCGAUUACUUCAACCACAGCAUUCUUGGAGUCGUGUGGCCACCAUCGCUUCAGGAGCUCGUUUUCGGUAGUGACUUCAACCAAAGCAUACAGCAAGUUGCGUGGCCAGCUUCGCUGCGGCGCCUCGAGUUUGGGUCCAACUUUAACCACAGCAUUCGUGGAGUAGUGUGGCCGCCAUCGCUGCAACGUCUGAUGUUUGGCAGGGCGUUCGACCAGAGCAUUGAAGGUGUGCAAUGGCCAGCGUCGCUGCAGAUCAUCGUAUUUGGGGAUCACUUCGACCAAGAUGUGUCUGAGGUCGUGUGGCCAAGCACAUUGAAGGAGCUGCACUUUGGAGAUGAGUUCAACCGACCGAUGGACAAAGCCUCUUGGCCGCCGUCUCUCCGGGUCCUUACCCUGGGAAAGCUGUUUGAUCAGUCGUUGACCCAACUAGGAUCUUGGAUGCCGCGUUUGUUGGAAUUGACCAUUGAAGGGCAUCGGUUUCACAAGCAACACUCUCUCCUUGGCGUGCAUUGGCCGGCAGGGCUUCAAAGGGUAUCCGCCGAAGAGCUUUGGUACCCACACGGAUUUCCGGAGAGUGCGGUAUUUGUUGACCUGUAGUGGAAAUGGAAUAGCACUAAUUUCGCAAGCAGAGCGGUGAUGUGAUGUCUGUAGACCGAGCGAACUGACAGAGUUUUCUUGUGAAACGGUAGCAACUGUAUGUCCAUUUUUGGUGUUCAACCGCUGUCACGAAGAAUUAGACCUGGCGUACCCGCCCACCCCGAGGCUUUCACGAGGACGAGCAAGUAAGCGCCUUAGGACGUUUGCGCUUUUGAGCACACGCGAGCGGACUAUUGAGUACGUGAGCAGCUCGCCACCGGAAACUAUCAAGUAGACUUGCGCAACGACGGAAGGCAGACCAGAUGGAUCUGCGUGUUAUCGCGCUCAAAGACCGAUCAGUAUGAGAUCGGGAACGUCCUUGUGCGAACGCGGGAUUGCAUCAGGGGACCACGGUCGGACGUGAGAGCGAGCCGCGUUGCAAGUAGCCUUGUUGUGGAGCUGUUAUCGUGCCACGUCGCCCGAUCCGCACCGUUGUCCUCAUCCGCGACAGAGGGGAGGCAGUACAUACGAGUCGUGAAGUGCCGCAUCUCUUUCUGAGAUGCGAGAUGUUAUCGCUGAGCCCGGGCGAAACGAACGACAUUACACGAAUUUGGAGGGCUGCAGCAUCGGGGGGGUGUUUCCGAGCCAGUAACUCAAAGGAAAGGGAAGGGACUGCAAUUCGGGUGCUUAAGAGCUGUACGCGCAGCGCAACGUGCAGGAUUCGUGACGAGUGCCGCGACAAUUAACGGGAGUAGGCCAGAGGCGAGACAGCCGGUGAGAGAAUCGAUAGGGGGGAACGAAGGGUUCCUUGUAACGGGGACAGUAGUAUGGAGUAGACCUCGGUUUGGGUGUCGAAAUUCGAGUACCAUUUGGGGACUUGGUCGUUCCAGACGCCUGCAUCCAGUAGCCCAGCAUCUUUCUGGUACCAGGUUAGAUGCCUUGGGGUAUCGUGAGUCUGGAGAAAAAAGGUUGCAACUACCCUCUUCCACACGC